CCCUUACUUACUUAUUUAUCGCCUUCCACUCUUUCUCCCUCUUCCGUCUCUCUCUUCCUUCUCGGCUGAUAUUUCAGCCAUGCUCAUCCCCUUCCUUGCCCUCGCUUCUCUGUCCCGAAUAACCACAGCCCAGCUCACACCGUCUCCCACUUAUUCUCCUCCAACCUCCUCUGCAGGACUCACAGCCUCCAGCGAAACACCCAACACACAAUGGUCCAAUAUCCUUGGUAACUCCCUUUGGUUCUACGAUGCCCAAAGGUCAGGUAGAUUAGAUGAAGGAACAUAUGGGAACAGAGUAGACUGGAGGAAUGAUAGCGCUUUAGAAGAUGGGAGUGAUUGGGGUUUGGACCUUGUCGGCGGAUGGUAUGAUGCGGGUGACUACAUCAAGGCGACAUUUCCUUUGAGUUUUACCUUAUUUGCGCUCUCCUGGGGGGCGUUGACGCAUGGCCAAGGAUAUGGCCUUGCCAACCAAACAGCCUAUCUCGAUGGGACCUUGCGAUGGGGUUUUGAUUGGCUUAUGAAGGCACACCCAUCGGAUGAUGUGCUGUUUAUCCAAGUUGGUUCUGGGGAUGUCGACAACAAUUACUGGGGCGGGGACCAGGACAUUCCAAGUCCUCGCCCGGGGUACCCAAUCAACUCUUCUUACCCUGGUACAGAUGGCUGGGCCGCUGCCUCUGCCGCCUUUUCACUAGGUUCCCUCCUUUACACACCAGGCGUCUCGUACAGACCCACUUCAUCGUCCUCUCCUCCAACCUCACCUUCAUUGGAAAACUCCACUUAUGCGUCUCAGCUGUUGGCACACGCUGAGUCGCUUUACUCUGUCGCCAACUCUACCACCCCUCGACAAACUUACUACGCGGCUUUAGGUGAUGAAGUUGCCGCUUACGCCUCUUCCGACUGGCGAGAUAACCUCUGUGCAUCUGCUCUGGCUCUGGCACUGGCGACAAACAACUCUGCGUACUACGCCGAUGCAUACAACUAUUAUGUCCAAUAUGGGCUGUCAGGCACACAUGAAGUUUGGAACUGGGAUUCGUCACAGCCGGCAAUUUAUGUCAUGUUUGCGGAAAUUGCGAGCGCAAAGCCCGAGUUAGCGCAAGGAGCUGGACUCGACGUGAACUUGACUGGAUGGCAGACUGAAGUCGAGAACUACUUUGAUGGGCUUAUCAAAGAGGAUUUCAGUAAUUCUUACUUGACCGAAGGGGGAUUACUCUAUUGGGAUGGCGACUCUGACGAGGCGUCCUUGAACCCUGCCAUGGCUGCCGCUAUGCUCAUGUUCAAGUACGCACCCAUGGCCUCUUCAACCGACAAGACCAACUCUUACAAUUCAUUCGCUCAAUCCCAACUCAACUACCUGCUCGGCUCCAACCCCAUGUCAGUCCCUUACAUCGUUGGGCAACACCCGAAUUCCCCAUCCAACCCCCACUCUGCCCCCGCUUCUGGUGGCUUCAACAUAAAUAAUAUCCGUGACGACCCUCCCACCGAGGCGCACGUGUUAUAUGGUGCGGUGGUGGGUGGACCGUUGAGCAGUGAUCAAUUUUGGGAUUGGAGAGACGAUUGGGUGCAGACGGAGAUAGCAUUGGAUUAUAACGCGAUGAUUCCAACUCUCGCCUCUAUGCAGCUUAUGAACAACACUGCCGAUCCACCUUAUGUCGACAUCGCUGCAGGCACAUACUCCAUCCCCUCUGGCCAACCUUGUGAUGCAGCUCUUCCAUGCCGCGGUGGCGGCGGUCUUAGCGGUGGUGAGAUUGCAGGGAUUGUUGUGGGUGUUAUUGUGGGUGUGGUCUUGUUGGUGAUUGUGGGCGUUUGGUGGUGGUGGAGGAAGAGGGGAAAGAGAUGGGGUAGUAAGUGGUAAGUAGGAAGCGAGGAUUGCGGCGCAGUUUGGUGGACAUUUGGUUUUUUGUUGUGUCAUCAUAAUGGAUUUAUAAAGUCAAGCCUAUGUAUCCGUGUUUUUGUA
This is a messenger RNA of Cryptococcus deneoformans JEC21, 1954 nucleotides long. Its product is annotated as Endoglucanase E-4 precursor, putative. The transcript has 6 exons. The coding region runs from base 80 to 1852 and encodes 590 amino acids. Gene Ontology annotation, molecular function: hydrolase activity, hydrolyzing O-glycosyl compounds. The record is from RefSeq and is a predicted model, not a curated record. Gene Ontology annotation, biological process: carbohydrate metabolic process. Lineage: Eukaryota; Fungi; Basidiomycota; Tremellomycetes; Tremellales; Cryptococcaceae.